UCACCCCCCAAAAGCGGCUAAUUCACUAUAACUCCGCGGCGUCUCCCCCAGCCCCGGCUCUCGGCAGCUGCCCAUGGAACGGAGCCCUCCGCCUGCAUCCUGCGAGCAGGACCGGAGCAUCCGCAGAGGAGCCGCGAAGGAUCCAGGCGGACUUCCCUGCCCCAGCGCCCCAGGUCACACCUGGACGUCAUGAACAAGGACAUGUCCUACAACUCCACUGAAGGCCAGCAGGGCUGGUUUGCAGCCAGUAAUGGCAGAAGCAGCUCCUUGAACCUGGACUCUGUGGUGCAACCUCUUGCCCUGAAUCCCUGGGAUGUGGUACUUUGCAUCUCUGGGACCAUCAUCUCCUGCGAGAAUGCGAUUGUGGUAGCUGUCAUAUUUUACACCCCUGCCUUCCGGACUCCAAUGUUCCUGCUCAUCGGGAGUCUUGCCAUUGCUGACUUCCUGGCCGGCCUGGGACUGAUAUUCCACUUUGCCUUUGUCUAUUGCAUCCAGUCGCAGGUGGUGAACCUCAUCACUGUGGGACUACUGGUGACCUCAUUCACUGCCAGCGUGGGCAGCCUGCUGGCCAUCACCGUAGACCGCUACCUUUCCCUCUACAACGCACUGACUUACUAUUCAGAAAGGACGGUCACCAGGACUUACAUCAUGCUGAUCCUGACCUGGGGGUUUUCCAUCUGCUUUGGGCUGCUGCCUGUCAUGGGUUGGAACUGCUUGAAAGACGUCUCCACCUGCAGCAUCGUGAAGCCCCUGACCAAGAACAACCUCAUCAUCCUCUCCAUCUCCUUCUUCAUGGUCUUUGCAGUGAUGUUGCAGCUCUACGUACAGAUCUGCAAGAUAGUUUGCAGGCACGCCCACCAGAUCGCUGUGCAGAGGCACUUCCUGGCCACCUCACACUACGUCACCACCAGGAAAGGCAUCUCCACCUUAGCUGUCAUCUUGGGGACUUUUGCUUCUUGCUGGCUGCCCUUUGCCAUUUACUGCCUCCUGGGAGAUUACACCUACCCAGUCCUCUAUACCUACAUGACCAUCCUCCCUGCUACCUACAACUCCAUGAUUAACCCCGUUAUCUAUGCCUUCAGGAACCAAGAGAUCCAGAAAGUGCUGUGGACUGUGUGCUGUGGGUGUUUCUCUUCCACAAUGCCUUUCAGGUCCAGAUCUCCAAGCGACGUCUGACGCAUCAGCCCUCGGUCCAAAGACCCAUUUGCACACGAUGUUCCCCUUUUUGCACAACCACAGAGAUUUUGUGAGAGCUCUUAAAGAUUCUGUGUCUCCUAUGAUUCCCCUUCCCUUGUGUGCAUGAGCUGCUCUCUUCCUUUAUUUUUCCACUUUUAGAAUUUACGGAAGAAAAAAAAUAUUUAUUUUUUAUCCAUAAUAAAUAAAUAAAAUAUGUAUAUUUGUGAGUGUGUGAGAGAUCCUCCAUAAAUAUUUUCUUUGACACAAUAUUUAUGGUGCAUUUUUUUUAAAGACAGACAAUAUCUUUUUGUUCUUUUGGCUUUUAUACAGCCUGGUUAAUUACCUCAGCUCUUCAGAUAUUAUUUUCUACAUCAAAGAUCCAUUGUUUCCCCUGUAACAAGGGACCAGAACCAAACCAGCUUUUUUUUUUUUAAAUAUUUAUGCAUUAUUUAUUAAUUUAUUGUUAUUUAUGACCAGCUUUUCCAAGACAAUAGAUUUUUCUGAACUCUGUAGUUUGCUGCCCUCUUGUGUUCACGCUGUUUUAAUACAAAAACUAAUGGUGGCUCCUUUUGCAUGUUGAGUACCCUGGGUGGUAUUAGGUAAUGGAAUGUUUUAACUGUAUCAAAUAUAGACAACUGGAGCGAAAAAGGGAAUGUUGCAAUAUUAGACUGUGCCUAUAAAAACCCAAGGGCUCAGAUGAUCCGAGUUGCUUUCUAAACCAUUGCACUAGAAACUAUUCAAUUAACUAAAGUUUCUGUCCCAGGAGAGACAGAUUGCACGUGUUCAACUGGCCAAAUUCAGAUUCAGAGGACAGCUAUUCGGUGUACUGUACGUUCUUCAGGUUUGCAUGAAUCUGGAAAGGAAGUGAAUGUAAGAGGCACUUUGGACAUUUGAAAUCUCACUGCAUUGUUGCACAGACUCUUGUUCCAUGUGAUUUGGAAAGUACUGUAUUCUUGUUUACAAUUGUAAGAGAAAAAUAAAGAUAAUUUGUGAUACAA
Molecule: messenger RNA, 2174 nt
Organism: Chrysemys picta bellii (western painted turtle)
Lineage: Eukaryota; Metazoa; Chordata; Testudines; Emydidae
Gene: GPR3
Product: G protein-coupled receptor 3
Biological process (GO): adenylate cyclase-activating G protein-coupled receptor signaling pathway; regulation of metabolic process
Cellular component (GO): cytoplasm; plasma membrane
Molecular function (GO): sphingosine-1-phosphate receptor activity
Source: RefSeq, a predicted model, not a curated record